Messenger RNA from Ziziphus jujuba (common jujube), 711 nucleotides. RefSeq names its product secreted RxLR effector protein 161-like. NCBI's taxonomy places the organism in Eukaryota, Viridiplantae, Streptophyta, Magnoliopsida, Rosales, Rhamnaceae. The record is from RefSeq and is a predicted model, not a curated record. The coding region runs from base 1 to 711 and encodes 236 amino acids. The transcript has a single exon.
AUGGCGAGGGAGUUUGAGAUGACCGAUAUUGGGCUCAUGUCUUACUAUCUCGGCAUUGAAGUAAAGCAAGGAGGUAAAGGCAUAUUAAUUACUCAAGAAGGGUAUGCUAAGGAGGUACUUAAGAAGUUAAAAAUGGAUGAUGCAAAUCCGGUUGGUACACCAAUGGAAUGUGGAGUCAAGUUAUCAAAGCAUGAGGAAGGAGAAAAGGUGGAUCCAACAUUUUUUAAGAGCUUGGUUGGAAGUUUAAGAUACUUUACAUGUACAAGGCCAGAUAUUCUCUAUGCUGUAGGAGUUAUAAGUCGAUAUAUGGAGAAUCCAACAACAACUCACUUGAAGGCAGCAAGAAGGAUUCUUCGUUAUCUAAAAGGUACAAUAAGUUUUGGUUUGUAUUAUUCAACUUCCGAUGAUUACAAGCUUCUUGGAUAUAGUGAUAGUGAUUUGGGUGGAGAUAUAGAUGAUCGUAAAAGCACAAGUGACUUUGAGUUUUAUUUGGGAAAUACGGCGUUUACAUGGAUGUCAAAGAAGCAGCAAAUUGUUACUCUUUCAACAUGUGAAGCGGAGUAUGUAGCUGUCACCUCUUAUGUUUGUCAUGCAAUUUGGCUUCGAAACUUGUUAAGGAGGUUGGGCUGUCCACAAGAAGAACCAACCAAGAUUUAUGUGGAUAACAAAUCAGCAAUAGCCUUUGCCAAGAGUCCUGUUUUUCAUGAUUGA